Messenger RNA from Didymodactylos carnosus, 1083 nucleotides. The record is from the annotation of a GenBank genome assembly. Lineage: Eukaryota; Metazoa; Rotifera; Eurotatoria; Philodinida; Philodinidae.
AUGGAAACAGAUGAUAAUAAUUCUGAUAUUCGACACUUAUUAUUAACAUAUUGGCCUCACAUAUUUCAAUCGUCUUCAAAUGAUCUUUUGAUUAGUUUAAUUUCUCAACCAGGAAGUGUUAAUACAAACUGGCGAAUAUGUUUACCAUCUACUACCACCAGCUAUGUUCUUAAACGAUUAAAACAUGAACAAAAUCCUCAAUAUGAACUUAAUUAUUUGAUUGAUUUUCAAAAAUAUCUUGACACAUCAUUUCAAGUACCACAGCCAGUUCCUUUAUCAUCAUCACAAGCAAUAUUUAUUGAAUAUAAUAAUCAUUUUUAUUGGUUAUAUGAACAUAUUAAUGGUAUAAUUCAUAAGACUGAUUUUAAUGAAAAACAAUUGUUAUCACUAGCCACUUGUUUAUCAAAAUAUCAUCGUUUUUUAAUCACCCAUGAUCCACCUCUUCACAAAACAGAACAAUCACAUAGACGACAAGAAUUAUUAGAUGAAUUAGUAACAUCAGUGAAAAUGAUAACAUCAGAAAAACAACAACAAUCUGAAACACUAGAAAUUGAUUUAGUUGAAGACUAUAUUUUCGACUGUUAUCCUCAGUUAUCAAAAUUAAUUAAAGAAUCAUUAAGAAAACAUCAAACAGUAACUACAACAAAUAGAUCAUAUCCAAUACAUCGUGAUAUACGUCCAGGCAAUGUUGUUUGGAAUGAUAAUAAUAACGUUGUUGGUUUAUUAGAUUUUGAAAAUGUAGAUGCAAAUGUAUGUAAUACAUUAUGGAGUGAUUUAGCAAUAUGUUUAUUAACAUUUUGUUGUUCUGAUGAUGAUCAAUCACAAUCAGAUAUGAUUAAAAUUCAAAUAUUAUUAGAUGAAUAUUUAAAACAAGUUUUUAAUGGUCUAUCAAUUCCUACAUCCACAAAACAUGAAUUUAUUAAUUUAAUAUUAGAUGAAAUGAUUCUGUGUUCAAUUGAAGAUUAUUUAUUUUUAUAUUGGCAGUAUAGAAAUGAAAGAGAAAAAUUUCAAGGUUUAAAUGAAAUGAAAUUAUAUUAUAAACGUAGUAUAUGGCAUUAUGAGAAUAAAUCAAAAUUUUAUUAA